Messenger RNA from Sorghum bicolor (sorghum), 1604 nucleotides. RefSeq names its product basic leucine zipper 19. Lineage: Eukaryota; Viridiplantae; Streptophyta; Magnoliopsida; Poales; Poaceae. Bases 250 to 1221 code for a protein of 323 amino acids. The record is from RefSeq and is a predicted model, not a curated record. Gene Ontology annotation, molecular function: DNA-binding transcription factor activity. The transcript has 5 exons. Gene Ontology annotation, biological process: regulation of DNA-templated transcription.
UCAACCGCGUCCUCGACUGUUGCGUCCACCCGAAUCACGCGUCCCUUUCCUUUCUCCCCCCCUCUCCCUCCCUACUCACUUGGCGUUGGCGGCGCCGACCUUCGCCAGGUCUUCAUCGGCUCUUUCGCCGGAGACGCAUCCGCCAGAAGAACGCAAGGGAUGCUCGAUCGGUUCUAGACUUCUAGUUAGUUACUUAUUAGCAGAGCCAAAAGAGGAAGGCCAUCAAAGAUACGGGGGCUUGUUCUCGCCAUGUCUCGGUCACCACACCUCCCACCGCGCUGCCCGCCGCUGGGUCCUCAGAUCACUCGAAGGGACGACAGCAUGUUCACGCAGAGCUGCAGGUUUCCAUCCGGGGAUCCGUUCUUUGGUGAGCCCCCGUGCUGGCUCGAUGAUCUCCUUGCAGAUUCUGGGAAAGCUCCCAAGCUUCCUCCCCUCAGGAGGGCCUGCAGCGAUUCUGAUGCCAUCUUGGAUGCGCUGUCGACAUUCCAGAGCCCAAUUUAUCCAAUCGAGGAAGGUGAUCUGAACUCAGGUGGUGAAGGUGAGGACUUGUUGGAUGCUGGCGAAGGUGGUGAAAGUGGUUCUGUGGUCGAGGCUUGCUGUGUUUAUGGUCCGAAUUCGCCAAGACAGAAGAGUAGGCUGACAUCUUCGGAGAGUUCCAUGGUCAAUGCUGUGCUUGAGAAUGUCCCCAGCAACCCCUUGCAGUACCUGACCAUUGAUGCCUCCAGUGGUGUGAAUGGUAAUGUGGCCAGUGGAACUGCUGAUGCUAGUGAUGCUUUUGGUUUUGGCCAUCCUGAUCAAGACAAGUCAUUUAAAAGGCGUUCAGGGCAAAGAUCUAGGGUCCGGAAACUUCAAUACAUUGCUGAACUUGAAAGAACUGUUGACUCACUUCAGAACAUGGGAGCUGAUUUGGCUGUCAGAGUGUCAUCACUUUUCCAGCUUCAUAGUGCUCUAUCAAUGGAAAACAAGCAACUGAGGAUGCAGAUUUCCAGUCUUCAGCAUGCAAAACUGAUUAAGGAUGGUCAGACGCAGGCCCUAAAGAAUGAAGCUGAAAGAUUGAAGCAGAUGUCCGCCCGUCACCGCCGGAGCAGAAGCGUCACUUCCUGUUAUGACCCAACCUCUUUCGGAGCAGAUGCGUCUGCAGUCAAUUGGCAGAUGCCUGACAUGGGAAGGCUCAGCCUGAAUGGCAGCUCAGUCUCCCCAAGAGGCGGCUAUGGUCUGUGACAGCAGCCAGCCCUAACCCCCCCUCAGAAGAUAAAUCGAGGCGUUACCCUAGAUAACUUUUCUCUAACCUUACCCAGGCAUAGAUUUGAGGGCCGGCCCAUCUUUGACUAGGAGAGUAGGGUGUAUCAGUCGCUUUUGCGGAAAUUUACAGAGGUUAUCAGCUUAUUAGUAUCGUAGGGUGCUGCAGUUGACUCCCAGAUUUGAGAACUGAUGAAGUGGAGCAAGCUUUGGCUUGCCGUUUAGCAGCUGCAAUAUCUACUCGUUUGAUGCUCCAGCAUUUUGCAGUAAAGUUGCAGGAAAGUCGCUCUUUCAUUGUGGUUUCUUCUGGUUGCUAUAUCUAUUGCCAUUCGUAGGCUUUAAUGGUGCCCAUUUCAAGUUGUGAA